GCUUCGGUUUGACACUCAUCAACUGUGGUAUUAUUCGAAAUGCUGGUGUCAAGUCGCUAAAGUCUGUCAUGCCUUUGAAUAUAAAAUGUAAUUUACAGUUGUUGAUAACGUCAAAAAGUUGUACUCCUUUAUUUUAAGCCAGUCGUUUUGAUAAGAAAGCGCGUACUCGUUUCUCGUAUAUUCAAGUCUUGCUUCUUAAGAAUGGAACUUCUUGCACUUUGAGCCUACCACCCAAGCAGAGAUGUUUCGCUGGAGAUGAACAAAUAAGUGGGGUGCGAAAGAAACGACUGUGGAAUGGAGGAGUUCAGGCAGAAGUACUUAUCCCUGUGUAAGGAAAAAGGUGUGGAACCCCAAAAAAGUAUCUUGGACAAACUGCAGGAUGGCCGCUCUUCCCGUCUGGAUGUGAGUGGUCUGAAUCUGUCAUCAGACACCUGCACGCUCCUUGCCCGUGCCUUUCAGGAAGACAUUUUCUUUACAGAGCUGUCUCUCAGUGACUGCAUGCUUGGUGAUGAAGGUGCCAAAGCUCUUCUCGCUGGUCUUUUUCACAAUACAUCGCUCAAAGUUUUGGAUUUAAAGGGAAACAACCUGAAAUCAUCAGGGGCUGAGAUUUUGGGAAAGCUGCUGGCACGAAACAAUACUCUGAUUCGGUUAGUGCUAGACUGGAAUGCACUCGGAGUGUGGGAUGAAGCCUUCACUAUCUUUUGCGAAGGUCUGGGUUCUAACAGUGCGCUUACACAUCUUGACCUGCGGAAUAAUCAGAUCAACCAUCAUGGAAUGUUGGCGCUUGCGCAGGCACUUAAACACAACAGCAACCUGAAAGCACUUGAUCUCAGGUGGAACAAUAUUGGUCUCCUUGGUGGCAGGUGUCUCCUGGAGGCUUUGAAGAGCAACCACAAUCUUGAGCAAUUGGACUUGGCGGGGAACAACAUACCAAGUGACACAUUCAAAGCUCUCGAGCAUAUUGUUGGUCGCAACACAGAUCAACGAUCCACUAUGAGAGAAAACCACAGCAGAACGCAGGUCCUCAGCAAGGAGAUUCAGAACCUGAAGCAAGAGAAGGGACGUCAGUUCCAAAACUUGAUGGUGACCAUUGACAGGCAAAGAGAGGAAAUGGGUAAAUCAAACAGGUCCACAAGUGUACAGAUCAGUCAACUCCAAGAAACCCUAGAUGAGAGGAAGUCAGCUGUAAAUUCCCUCACUGCGAGGUUGCAGAUGAUGGAGGCUGCCCUUGCUCUCUCUGAGCAGAAAAAUCACAGCCUGGCUGAGCUAAUAGCAAGACUGAAGGUUGAGAAGGAGCAACUCAUAGAGGCACAGAUCAGAGAGAGGAAAAAAGAACAUGAGGACAUUGUUUCCAGAGAAGGAAAGCUUAUCAGAGAAAUCCAAAACUUGACAGAAACCAAUGUGCAACUAAAAAAUAAGGUGGAGGAAGGGGAGCGCAAAUGCAAAUCCCUCCAGCAGCAGCUUUUUGAGAUCAAGCAGGACAUGACCAACACCACAGCUGAGCUGAAGCUUAAACUUGCACAGGCAGAAGACCACCUGGAAAUUGAGAAGCGAAGGUUCAAGCAAGGCCUUGAGGACAUGGAUAAUCUGCGACAAAGAGAGGUUGAACAUGUUAAUCGGCAUCGAGAGGAAAGUGAGAAAGCCCUACAGGAACGAAUCUUCAAAUUGGAAGGACAAAGAAUUCAACUAGAGGAGGACCUAAGUAAGGCUAAAGCAGCAUGUGUGGCAGAAAGAACCCAGGCAGAAGAGGAACUGAGUAAAGCUCGCUCUCAAGUGCGCCAGGAAGAGCAGGAACGCGUGCUAUCGUUGGAGGAGAAGCUUCGCUCAGUGCGUAACUCCUUGCAGGAGCUCCAGCUGCACUUCUCCCAACAGAAACAAAUCAUCGCUGAGCAGCAGUCCAAGAACUGUCAGCAGACCAUUGAGACAGAUUGCCUGCGACGCAGAAUAGAGGAGCUCCAGCAGGAGCUGUCCGGGAAGGACCAGGAGAAGGUGACCGAGGUGAACCGAGUGCGCUUAGAGCUACAGGAGCAAAUCGGUCACUUGGAAGCCGAAAGGAUCGCACAAGGAGGACUGAAAGAGAAGAUCAGCGCCCUCGAGAGGGAAAUUAAAGUACUGAGUAGUAAUCACCGAGAGGCGCUGCUCGACAAAGAUUCCGAGAUGUCUUCGAUGCUGGAGAAGCUUCGACUUAAAGAAGCAGAGAUCAAGAGGAUAAGGGACGAUGAAGCCCAAAGAACAACAUACCUACAGAAUGCCAUUCUCACAUACGUUCAAGGCUCGCCUCUGUCACAGUACAAUAGCGCCAAUAAGUGACUCGUUGAUUCCGAGCCAAUCCUGAGUGCUAAAUAUUUUGUCUGAAAAUCAAGGUGAUAUAAAAAUAUUAUUGUCACUGUUUAUCUGUCUCGUGAGGUCACAAGGGCUAAUAAUGUUUGUACAAUUUAAUGCUACUUGUCAUAUGAAAGUCACAUGCGAAGCUCUCUUGUGAUGUUUCAUAAAUAAAUCGGUCAGGGUGUGGAUACAUGUUUUUUUCCAAACGAGUCCACUAGAUAAUAGAUCUGUGUAUUUUAGAAAGAUGGAUAUGUUUAAGGCACUCCAAUUUUUUUUAAAUAAAAUUUUCUUGACUUUUCUGUGAACUUGAUCAUUUUUGAGUAUUGUAGCCUUUUUUUUAUUUAUUUAUUUUUUUAUUGUCAUUCAGGUAUUU
Molecule: messenger RNA, 2698 nt
Organism: Corythoichthys intestinalis (scribbled pipefish)
Lineage: Eukaryota; Metazoa; Chordata; Actinopteri; Syngnathiformes; Syngnathidae
Gene: lrrc45
Product: leucine rich repeat containing 45
Exons: 18
Coding region: 295-2310 (671 amino acids)
Cellular component (GO): centrosome
Molecular function (GO): protein binding
Source: RefSeq, a predicted model, not a curated record